AUGGGGGAGGAGCUCUGGGUGUUGCUCUUGGAGAAGGCGAUGGCGAAGUUCUGCGGGACCUAUGCCAUGCUUUCAGGUGGCUCUGCUGCCUGGGCCUUUCAAGUGAUGACCGGGCGAGAGGACGUGGUUUCCUUCAACAAAAAGCCGAAAGGUUGGCUGAAGCGCUUCAUCAGCCGUGCUCGUCAAGUGAAGGCGAACGCCCGGAAUCCCCGGAACCACCCCUGGUCCUACCACAACAAAGAGCCGUUCCUUGCAGCGGAGCUCUUCGCGUGGCUGAAGGUAGCUGCCCAGAGCGUCCUGUCCUGCAGCAUCCGCACGCCGAACGCGAAAACGGAGAGAGGCGACCAAGAAGGGCCUCUACAAGAAGCACGCCUACGCCUUGCUGCAGGUGUUGGAGGAAAAGAUGGACGACGGUACGCCUCUGAGGCUGGUUCAGUUGAGGAACCCGUGGGGCAAAUCCGAGUGGACGGGAGACUGGGCUGA
Effrenium voratum is the source of this 483-nucleotide messenger RNA. NCBI's taxonomy places the organism in Eukaryota, Dinophyceae, Suessiales, Symbiodiniaceae. The record is from the annotation of a GenBank genome assembly.